GAGUUUAACACUUCAUGACUGAGAGCUGUUCUUCAUGACAACAGAACCCACAACAACCAUGACUUUUAUCACCAUAUUCAUCUGGACACUUGUUUUCUGCUUUCAAGAAUCCAGAGGACAGUACGUUGUGACACAGACUCCGGUAGUGAAAGCUAUUCUCCCAGGACAGACAGUCUCUCUGAACUGUAAAACCAGCAGUAAUGUGUAUUCUAAUAUUCACCUAGCCUGGUACCAACAGAAACCUGGAGGAGCUCCUAAACUCCUUAUUUACUAUGCUACAACACUUCAGUCUGGGACUCCAUCUAGAUUCAGUGGCAGUGGAUCUGGGAGUGACUUCACUCUGACCAUCAGUGGAGUCCAGGCUGAAGAUGCAGGAGAUUACUACUGUCAGAGUUUACACUGGCUUGGUAGCACUCAGUGGUUCACACAGACCGUAGGACUGGCCUCCUGCUUCUGGUGGGUCCCGUCCACUUUCCAGCUCAAGGUCCAGUCUGAGGGGAAGCCCUUGUUGGCCAGACACGUCAGUGUGGCUGUUGUUGUACUGGACAGCUCCUCACUAGAGGGGGGCAGGACGGAGCUGUUCUUCAUGACAACAGAACCCACAACAACCAUGACUUUUAUCACCAUCUUCAUCUGGACACUUGCUUUCUACAUACAAGAAUCCAGAGGACAGUACGUUGUGACACAGACUCCGGUAGUGAAAGCUGUUCUCCCAGAACAGACAGUCUCUCUGAACUGUAAAACCAGCAGUAAUGUUUACAACAAUAACUUUCUAGCCUGGUACCAACAGAAACCUGGAGGAGCUCCUCAACUCCUUAUUUACUAUGCUACAGCACUUCAGUCUGGGACUCCAUCUAGAUUCAGUGGCAGUGGAUCUGGGAGUGACUUCACUCUGACCAUCAGUGGAGUCCAGGCUGAAGAUGCAGGAGAUUACUACUGUCAGAGUUUCCACUAUCCCAAUAGUAAAGAUGUGUUCACACAGUGAUACAGAGUCGUACAAAAACCUCCCUCAGUCAGACUGCACAGUGACUGUACUGAUACAGCUGGGACCUACUGCAGGUGCUGAGGGGGAAGAGACAGUGACAUGGAACAC
Oncorhynchus mykiss (rainbow trout) is the source of this 1093-nucleotide messenger RNA. NCBI's taxonomy places the organism in Eukaryota, Metazoa, Chordata, Actinopteri, Salmoniformes, Salmonidae. The record is from RefSeq and is a predicted model, not a curated record.